UGGGCGGUUUUCCAAAUUGCUGCUUUUCCGCCGUCUCCUUGGGGCUGCCAGCUCUGCUGGCUGUGCUGAGAGACCCCGAACCCCGAGCGCCACCCCCCCACCCCGGAGGGCGGAAGUUUCCAGCAGGUCGCUUCCCUCUCAGUGCUCUCCAAGGUCUGAGGAUUCUCCGCGCUUCUCCAUCAGGUGGAGCCGUGCACUCCGCGCUGCCUCCUCCCUCCUCGCGAGCGAACCGCGCGCAGGCCACCUCGCAGCGCCAAGAGGUUAACCGAGCCCCCGGAGGAGCUUCUGUGAAAGGAGCCCUUCUGUCACUCGUCACUCGCUCGCUCGCUCGCUGUGGGAGGAGCCCGCCGGAGGGAGCCCUGUGCCUGGGAUGCCUAGAGCCAGAGAAUGGACCUGCUCCGAGGGGCAACAUUGCUGAGGAUCCCGGCUUCCCGAGGCGGCUAAAAGCAGAGGAUUUGUGUUGGCUGGCUGCAGAGACCGGGAGGCACAAAGAGCCCGAAGCCACUCAAAAGGACGGAGGGACAGACAGGCAGAUGGUCUGCGCGAACCGGAGAGGAUCCGCGGCGGAGGCUGAGCACCGAGAGCCACCGAGGAAGAGAAACUAACUGCACACCAAGUUGCCCCGCCGGCUUUCCCCACGCUGCGCUGAGGAAUGAAACCUUUCCAGCUCGACUUGCUCUUCCUCUGCUUCUUCCUUUUCAGUCAAGAGCUGGGCCUCCAGAAGAGAGGAUGCUGUCUGGUGCUGGGCUACAUGGCCAAGGACAAGUUUCGGAGAAUGAAUGAAGGCCAAGCCUACUCCUUCAGCCAGCAGCCCCAGGACCAGGUGGUGGUGUCGGGACAGCCGGUGACGCUGCUAUGCGCCAUCCCCGAAUACGAUGGCUUCGUUCUGUGGAUCAAAGACGGCUUGGCCCUGGGUGUAGGCAGAGACCUCUCAAGUUACCCCCAGUACCUGGUGGUGGGGAACCAUCUGUCAGGGGAGCACCACCUGAAGAUCCUGCGGGCAGAGCUGCAGGAUGAUGCUGUGUAUGAGUGCCAGGCCAUCCAGGCUGCCAUCCGGUCCCGGCCUGCACGUCUCACUGUGCUAGUGCCACCCGAUGACCCUGUCAUCCUGGGGGGACCUGUGAUCAGUCUUCGCGCCGGGGACCCCCUCAACCUCACCUGCCACGCGGACAAUGCCAAGCCUGCGGCCUCCAUCAUCUGGUUGCGGAAGGGAGAGGUCAUCAACGGGGCCACCUACUCCAAGACCCUGCUCCGUGAUGGUAAGAGAGAGAGCAUCGUCAGCACCCUCUUCAUCUCCCCUGGCGACGUGGAGAAUGGACAGAGCAUUGUGUGCCGUGCCACCAACAAAGCCAUCCCUGGAGGGAAGGAGACUUCGGUCACCAUUGACAUCCAGCACCCCCCGCUUGUCAACCUGUCGGUGGAACCACAGCCUGUUCUGGAGGACAAUGUCGUCACAUUCCACUGCUCUGCAAAGGCCAACCCUGUUGUCACCCAGUACCGGUGGGCCAAGCGGGGACACAUCAUCAAGGAGGCAUCUGGGGAGGUGUAUAGGACCACUGUGGACUACACGUACUUCUCAGAGCCCGUGUCCUGCGAGGUGACCAACGCCCUGGGCAGCACCAACCUCAGCCGCACAGUGGAUGUCUACUUCGGACCCCGGAUGACCAUGGAGCCCCAGUCUCUGCUCGUGGACCUGGGCUCCGAUGCCAUCUUCAGCUGCGCCUGGAUCGGCAACCCAUCCCUGACCAUCGUGUGGAUGAAGCGAGGCUCGGGUGUGGUCCUAAGCAAUGAAAAGACCUUGACCCUCAAAUCCGUCCGCCAGGAGGAUGCUGGAAAGUAUGUGUGCCGAGCUGUGGUCCCCCGGGUGGGAGCCGGGGAGAGAGAGGUGACCCUGACUGUCAAUGGGCCCCCCAUCAUCUCUAGCACUCAGACUCAGCAUGCCCUCCAUGGUGAAAAAGGCCAGAUCAAAUGCUUCAUCCGGAGCACGCCACCUCCCGACCGCAUCGCCUGGUCCUGGAAGGAGAAUGUGCUGGAGUCGGGGACAUCAGGGCGCUACACGGUGGAGACGGUCAGCACAGAGGAGGGCGUCAUCUCCACGCUGACCAUCAGCAGCAUCGUGCGGGCUGACUUUCAGACCAUUUACAACUGCACGGCUUGGAACAGCUUUGGCUCUGACACGGAGAUCAUCCGGCUCAAGGAGCAAGGUUCGGAAAUGAAGUCGGGAGCCGGGCUGGAAGCAGAGUCCGUGCCGAUGGCCGUCAUCAUCGGGGUGGCCGUGGGAGCUGGUGUGGCCUUCCUCGUCCUACUGGCAACCAUCGUGGCCUUCUGCUGUGCCCGUUCCCAGAGAAAUCUCAAAGGUGUUGUGUCAGCCAAAAAUGAUAUCCGAGUGGAGAUUGUCCACAAGGAGCCUGCCUCUGGCCGGGAGACUGAAGAUCACUCCACCAUCAAGCAGCUGAUGAUGGAUCGGGGCGAAUUCCAACAAGACUCAGUACUGAAGCAGCUGGAGGUCCUCAAAGAAGAGGAGAAGGAAUUUCAGAACCUCAAGGACCCCACCAAUGGCUACUACAGCGUCAACACCUUCAAAGAGCACCACUCGACUCCGACCAUCUCCCUGUCCAGCUGCCAGCCAGAUUUGCGUCCCAGCGGCAAGCAGCGUGUGCCCACAGGCAUGUCCUUCACCAACAUCUACAGCACCCUGAGUGGCCAGGGCCGCCUCUACGACUACGGGCAGAGGUUCGUGUUGGGCAUGGGCAGCUCGUCCAUCGAGCUCUGUGAGCGGGAGUUCCAGAGGGGCUCCCUCAGCGACAGCAGCUCUUUCCUGGACACACAGUGUGAUAGCAGCGUCAGCAGCAGCGGCAAGCAGGAUGGCUACGUGCAGUUCGACAAGGCCAGCAAGGCCUCCGCCUCCUCUUCCCACCACUCCCAGUCUUCUUCCCAGAACUCCGACCCCAGUCGACCUCUGCAGCGGAGGAUGCAGACUCACGUCUGAGGAUCACGCACCUUGGGCGGAGACAGGCAGGGGAGGAGGGCAGCACACGGGCUGGGCCUCCAGGGGCUAGGGCUACUUCGCAGAGGAUCCCAGAACUGCCACCUUCCAGGAUGGCCUGUGAGCGCCUCUGCUACCACCUUCCUUUGAAGCUCUGAUCAAGCACAAAUCUGAGUCCCCAGCUGCAGCGAGCCAGAGGAGGGUGGGUGGGGAAACGGACAGAGGGUGCAGUUAAGUGCACGUGCUUGGUGCUGGACAGCCUGUCCCCCACCUUUCCCUGGAUGCCCCUCUACCACCUGCUCCUCCCAUGGGCACUAGUGGCAGCUAUAACUUUGCUUUCAUGAACCUGCCAUCCACUCUCUGGUCUCCCCUGGUCUUUCCCCCUUGCUGCCCUAAGCUCUCCUCCAUGCCUGUGCUCCUAGACAGUCUGAGGGGAAGGGGGAGUUCUCCACAGCCCUGGAUGCUCUGAGACCCCAGCUCCGACUACUGGUUGUGGCCCAGGCUUUAGGGGCUGAGAAGCCAGGAACUGGCUAGCCAAAGCAGCACGCUGUCCUGGAACCCGCCCCCAGUUCGUUUGGUGUUUUGUGACCAUACUCUUGCUGUUCUGUCCUUGGACUUGAUGCCUCUGAACUUGGAAGUGGGACUGGCCCAGAGCCUGCAGGGAGUGGGGAGGGAGGGGAAGAGGGAGAGUGUGAAUGCUGGGGAGCCCCUUGCCCAACACUCCCCUCCAGGCCCGCCUCCCCCUGCCCUGCUUUGUGUCCUACCGGCCUCCCUGCAGCACAAUUGGAGUUAAUAUAAGGAGUGUGAGUCUCUCUGGUCAGGAUUCUUUGAAUAGUCACUGGAGUGUUUCCUGAUGGGUGUGGUUUGAGGGGCUGGAGGCCAGGCCUUUCUGAGACUUGCUUUCUCAGCUGGUGAACACAAGGAACAGUGAUCCUGUCGCCAGAAAAACUCUGUGGGCAAGAGGGACAGUUCACCUGCACCCCUGGCCUCCACUACCUGAGAAUAAAUGUUAGGCCCAUCA
Heterocephalus glaber (naked mole-rat) is the source of this 4007-nucleotide messenger RNA. It is a transcript of the gene Kirrel3, whose product is annotated as kirre like nephrin family adhesion molecule 3. Gene Ontology annotation, cellular component: plasma membrane; cell-cell junction. Gene Ontology annotation, biological process: cell-cell adhesion; synapse assembly. Gene Ontology annotation, molecular function: cell adhesion molecule binding. NCBI's taxonomy places the organism in Eukaryota, Metazoa, Chordata, Mammalia, Rodentia, Bathyergidae. The record is from RefSeq and is a predicted model, not a curated record.